Messenger RNA from Ostertagia ostertagi, 492 nucleotides. The record is from the annotation of a GenBank genome assembly. NCBI's taxonomy places the organism in Eukaryota, Metazoa, Nematoda, Chromadorea, Rhabditida, Trichostrongylidae.
AUGGAACCAGUACUUCUACCGGCAGUAGAGACGUUACUCAACCACACCGUGGAGGUUAUCACUAUACCAUUGUUCGCUGACCAGUUACGUAACGCUCGGAUGAUGCAAUACCGCGGAAUGGGCGUCGUAAUCGAUAAAGAUGACGUCACGACUAAUCGGUUGAUUUCAGCCAUAGACGAGAUUCUGCAACCACGAUAUUCGAAGGCUGCUCGACGCCUCAGUGAACAACUGCAAAACAAGCCUUUCACCCCCGAAGAUGUUCUCGUUCGUCACGUCGAAUAUGCCGUACGUUUCAAUAUCACAUCCAGUCUCAAUAACGUCUCAACACAACAGUCUAUCAUUCAGUACUACAUGCUUGACGUCAUUGUCCCAUUCCUAGUAAUAACUUCUAUGAUUGUACUAGUUCUAUGUAGAAUUACUUUCGUUAUGAUUUGUUUCGCUAUGCGAUUAUUGCUGACCCCGUUCAGAAAUAUGAAAGCUAAACAGCACUAG